AAACAAACAUGGCGCCGUGCGGCUCCACCGUGGCGCUGUUUUCCGUGUUUUCCGCCGUGUUUGCGGUCUGUGCCUGGUGUUUUGUGGCGGACGGCGGUGUGACGUGUCCGGGUGUCUGGCUGGCGGCGGCAGCCGGGAUCCUGUGGAUGAGCUGGCGGAGGCUGCGGGACGCCGCUCCGCUGCGGGACGCCGCCGCUGCGGAGCGCCGGGUCUGCGUCCUGGUGCUGGGGGACAUCGGACGCAGUCCCCGGAUGCAGUACCACGCUCUGUCCCUCAGCAGACACGGAUACCAGGUCACUUUCGUCGGGUUUUCAGACUCAAAGCCCCAUCAGGACGUGCUGAAAGAGGAGAAGAUCCGGAUAGUCGGCAUCUCAGAGGUUAAAGGUCUUCGAGCAGGACCAAAACUCCUGACGUACGUGACGAAGACGAUGGUCCAGGCGGUGCAACUGCUUCACGUCCUGCUGUCCAUGGAGCUGCAGACGCACAUCCUGAUGCAGAAUCCUCCUGGGCUGCCUGGGAUUGCGGUGGCGUGGCUCGUGUGCGUUCUGCGCGGCAGCACUUUCAUCAUCGACUGGCACAACUACGGCUACACCAUCAUGGCUCUGAGCCUCGGGGCGUCGCAUCCUCUGGUCCGACUCGCCAAGUGGUAUGAACACCUGUUCGGCCCUCUGGCCUUCCACAGCCUGUGUGUGACGAACGCCAUGAAGGACGACUUGCAGAAAAACUGGGGCGUCGAGGCAACCACUCUGUACGACCGACCGGCCUCCAUCUUCAGAGAGACUCCUCUGGACCUGCAGCACCAACUCUUCCUCAAGAUGGCCGACACUCAGCCGCAGUUCAGAGCCCCAGGGUCCGACUGUCGGAAGACGGAGGCGACCGCCUUUACGGUCCGUAAGCCGGGCGACGGCGGCGUGACCCUGAGGUCGGACCGGCCGGCUCUGCUGAUCAGCAGCACCAGCUGGACGGAGGAUGAAGAUUUCUCCAUCCUGCUGGAUUCUCUGCAAGAGUAUGAAGGCUUCAUCAGAGGAGGAGCGCCGCUGCCGUCGCUAGUCUGCGUCAUCACAGGAAAAGGUCCUCAGAAGGAACACUACAAGAAGCUGAUCGCCUCGCUGCGUUUAGAGCGCGUGAAGAUCUGCACGCCGUGGCUGGAGGCCGAGGAUUACCCGCUGCUGCUGGGUUCAGCAGAUCUGGGCGUCUGCCUCCACAAGUCGUCCAGCGGUCUGGACCUGCCCAUGAAGGUGGUGGACAUGUUCGGCUGCUGUCUCCCUGUCUGCGCCAUCCACUUCCACUGCCUGCAGGAGCUGGUGGAGCCCGAAGUGAACGGUUUGAUCUUCAGGGACUCUGCAGAACUCGCCCAGCAGCUCAAGUCUCUCCUCUCAGAGUUUCCCAGUUCAGACGGCAGACUGGGAGUUUUCCGGAGGAACCUCCGCGCCAGCAGGGGGCAGCGCUGGGACGAUAACUGGGACCAGAACGUUCUGCCUCUGCUGGCGGCUCCCAGAUGAAGAGGAGCUUCAGUCUUCCUGGACUCUGACAGAAACAGAAAAAACUUCUUUAAUCCUGAUUUAUGUACAUUUGUAAAUAAAAUAUUGAUGCUGCAGCGUUGGCUCACCUGAACACUUUGAUGAGUUCUAUUGGAGCCAGCCGGUCGUAGGGAAACACGGCGCCGACGGGUCCGGUCAGAACCUGGUGGCCCAGACCUGCAGCCUCUGCAGGGAGGAACCACAGGUUGGUAACUGGUUACAUUUAGAGCAACUUUUUAGAAAAACAACAAAAAAACUUUUAGGAGUAAUUUUAUUACAUUGUCACUGGAAAUACUCGAGUUUUAACAAACUUUACAGACUGUAAGUACUAGUUUUAUAAGCUUUAUAUUGAUAAAAAUUGAAACAGAAAAGUGCUGAUUCUGAUAUAAUUUUUUAUUUUGUAAUUAUUUGUAUUAUUUUCUGUUUCAAAAUACCAGAAUUAAUGCAGAAGUUUUAAUAAAACUUGGGGCCAUGCUUAAAAAAAGUUAAAAAUGUGAAAAAAGUUGUAAUAAUGUUACCAGAAUAAGAGUCAUAAUGAGAAUAAAGUCAUAUUAUGACGA
Messenger RNA from Poeciliopsis prolifica (blackstripe livebearer), 2080 nucleotides. It is a transcript of the gene alg1, whose product is annotated as ALG1 chitobiosyldiphosphodolichol beta-mannosyltransferase. Gene Ontology annotation, molecular function: mannosyltransferase activity. Gene Ontology annotation, cellular component: endoplasmic reticulum. The record is from RefSeq and is a predicted model, not a curated record. Bases 9 to 1502 code for a protein of 497 amino acids. NCBI's taxonomy places the organism in Eukaryota, Metazoa, Chordata, Actinopteri, Cyprinodontiformes, Poeciliidae. The transcript has 13 exons.